GAGCACGCGCACCACCGGGGAAAUUGGCAUUCAGAAGCAGCCUAGCUAGCACUAGCAGAGAAGCUUAAUUGAUCAGAGUUCAGAGCCAUUCAUGGCGGCGUGGGUGGCGCAGUCGGGCGGCAGGGGCCGGUCGAGCUGGAAGCACGGGUGGGCGGCGCGUGCGCUGGCCACGGCGUCGCUCCCGCCGGCGCGGCUGCUGGCCUUCUUCGGCAUCGUCGUCUUCUUCCUCGCCGUCUCCUCCUACGUCGACUACCGGGCCAUCGAGCGCCGCGCCGAGAUCGGCGCCCGCGUCUUCGCCGCCCCGCUCGCGCUCACCGCCGCCUUCCUCGUCGUCGCCGCCCUCGGCUCCUGCCGCCGCUCCCGCCACGGCGGAUGGACGCUCCGCCGCCGCGCCGUGGUGGCCCCGGCGGCCUCGUCGGAUCAGGCGGGCUCGCCGUGGGCCGUGGCGGCGGCGGUGGCCGUGCUGCUGGUGAUGGUGUCGUUCCAGCCGGCCGUGCACUCGCUCUGGUUCAGGCCGCUCUGGGGAUCAGACUACUACUCCUAGAGGCUAGAGGCAUAAUUAACGCAUGUUUAUGUUGAUCGUAUCGUGUGGGGUUAAAUUAAUCUGAGUAUGUACACGCUUGAGUUGCAUUGCUUGCGAUCUUGCUUUUGUAUCGAACGCAUAGUUUUGCUUUUACUUUUGGUUUGAUCUCAAGCUUGUAAUGUUUGGUUUCUAACAAAAAGUUGGACAUCGUUAUGCUUUUU
Brachypodium distachyon (stiff brome) is the source of this 744-nucleotide messenger RNA. RefSeq lists its product as uncharacterized. The record is from RefSeq and is a predicted model, not a curated record. NCBI's taxonomy places the organism in Eukaryota, Viridiplantae, Streptophyta, Magnoliopsida, Poales, Poaceae. The transcript has a single exon. Bases 92 to 544 code for a protein of 150 amino acids.